AUGAAGCUCAAAAGCCUGCUUCUUGCGACUCUCCUCUCUCUUACUUCAGCAACCCCCGUUAUUCCCGUUGUCAGGUCCCUUGCCCCUUCCAAAGUUGUCCCCCGAAAAGGCGGAAUGAAAUUGCCCUAUCCCACGACAUUCUACGACCUGCCUACAGGCGAUCCGAGAAGCGUUCCGCUGCCUACAGGCGACCUGGGAAGCCCACCGCCUCCAUGGCGGCACGAACACGGAGUAGGCGUGUACAAGGACCCUAAUCAAAUUGCUCCGCUGUGGUAUCCCGAGGGCGAAGAGGGUUGGGAUGGGAUAGUAUACCCCGCCGAUGCAGUAGGCAGGAAAAACGAAGAUCCCGCUCCUACCGAAUUCAAGAUUGAACCCAGGACCGAGGUCGCGACACCGGCUCCGGUGGUGGUGCGUAUUGAUACUGGUUUUGAUGAUGCUCUCAGUCGCGUGGGCACAAAGCUGCUGAGCGAAGGAGAGAUGUCGGCUUGUUGGAACGAGUGUAGAAGCUCCAGGCACGAGGCGUGCGAACAAUGCGAUCAAAAGUUGCGGCAGGGAGGACUGACGCCUUCCAAUCAACCGGUUCGAUACGAUCCUUGGGGCUGGGGCCCGAAGCGAGCUCGGGACUCUGUUGAUACGGCUGCAAUGACGAUGGCCUUUGAGAAACUCUGGAAGUGCGCGGUAAAUUGUAUGCGCACCGACGCUAAGCCAUGCACGACCUGCGAUGCGCUCUGGGAAGAGUCCAAUAAAAUAGUAUCGACCCGUGGAUUCAAGGAGGAAAUGAAUUUCUGGGUCUGUGUGCGGGAUUGCUCUCGCGACAGGUUGAUCUCUUGUAUGGAUUGCGAGCCCGCCUGGCGCCAGCAACUGGCAGCGACAAAGCCCAACAACGUGUCCGUUGAACAAGCAGCGGCAUACGCUGAGAUCUGGAACUGUGUGGUACACUGCGGUGAAGACAAGACGCAGAAAAUGUGCACGCCAUGCGACGAACUGUGGAGAAAAUGGGAUGCAGGACUACCGCCUUUUGAACCCGAACAGGCUGGUCUUGCUACUGUUACCGCCAGAGGCGAUGGCCAAUCUCCACCACAGUGGUUUGUGGACGGUUUGCCCCUCCAGGGACAGAUGAUGCUAUAUCCCCGGGUCAAUGCAAGCAUGCCUGCAAAGUCCAGCAAGUCAAUCGAAAAGCGCCUGCUGUACGUGUGGGACCCCGCGACCGGCGUCUUCCAGUGCGGAAAAGAGUGCGCCAAGGGCAAAGAUUACUACAUCUCGUGUCUCCCCUGCCUGUAUCAUAAGGGCAUCCCUAUUGAUGAAAGCCUAGCAGAAGUCGUCAAGACUCGUCCUGAGCAGAGAUCGGACGUUCAAGCCCGGCAAUGA
This is a messenger RNA of Bipolaris maydis ATCC 48331, 1368 nucleotides long. RefSeq lists its product as uncharacterized. The record is from RefSeq and is a predicted model, not a curated record. NCBI's taxonomy places the organism in Eukaryota, Fungi, Ascomycota, Dothideomycetes, Pleosporales, Pleosporaceae.